AUGUCUAACGAUGUUUUCAAAGAUAAUAGCAAUAAAAAGGAAAUUGAAAAUUCUCCACCCGUUAUUAUGGCGAAAGAUUUCAGAAGUUGGAAAGUUUCCGUUACCCGAAAAGGAAUUCUGUCAUUUUUCAAAGAAUACCCUGCCAAAUCCUGGUGCUUUCGAAAUUUUUUUGAAGACAUCAUUCAAAGCUUAGAUGAGCUUCCAGCCACAUUUAAAGAGAUCGAAGUUUUGUGGACAGAAAACCUAUGGAAGAUCAAAAAAGGAAGAGGAAAACAAGUAUCUCCGGGACCUAUUUGUUCUUAUGUGGAAGAACUGCUAUCAUGGGACAAGUCAAUAAAGGAAGAAAAGCUUCGAGAGAUGCUCUCUACAUCUUUUGAUUCCAACGUAGCUGUAAGAGUAUCCAGUCACGCCAAUGCUACACAAAGAACAGCAUUAUCUUUUCAAAAAAAUACUGUUCGAAUGUUGGGCAAUAAGUCUCAGGAGAAGGACCAGUAUAAAGAUGAGGAGUCGGAUCUCGAGUCGGAUCUCGAGAUAAUUAGCAAUCAGGAAGCGAAUCAGAAUUUCAUUGAGUCAGAUCUUGAGUCAGAUGUCGAAGGAAUUGGAAAUAAACGCAAGAUGGAAAGUUUACAAGAUGAAAAUAUAUAUAUAGAAAGAUUUGAACAAGAUAAAAUCGUAUAUAAUAACUCAUGGAUUUUGAGUAGUGGGACUGAUGUAUUAAAAACAUUACAAGGUUAUGUCAGGACCAUACCGGAGACUCAUAAGUGUUUGGAUCCCAUUUAUUGGGGAAUAUUAGAUCUUACCGGUAAUCAUCCGGAAACUAAGGCUUUGUUUUCACUGGAAGAAUGGGAAGAAUUGGUUAAUCAAUUUAAUGAAGAAGUUCAAUUACAAGAAACAAAACUUCCUGAGUUUAUAUACCAUUUUUUUGAAGAAGUGGAACAUAUAAUUUUAAACAGUAAAAAUCCAAAUCCCAUAAUAGAUAUAGAUGAUAUUUCUAUUGAUAAAUUUGAAAUAAAAUAUCAAAUAAAGGUAAAGGAGGAUGAAAAGCAGCAGAUUAUUGUUUUGAAACAUGCAAUCAUAUCAUAUCUUCAAGGAUUGGAAUUACCAAUGUCUGAGGCAGAUUUUAAUAAUUUAUUUUUAAAUAUGCUAGCAAGAAGCGUCCUUGAUAAAGAUAAAAUCAAGAUGGAAUCAGGAGAAAUCUCAUGCUGGGCGUCAGCUCAACGUAGAAACGAAGGAAGAUCUGUGAUACUAAGAGCAAGAAUUGGGCAAAGGUGCGAUUUCAAGGGAAAGAUCAAGAAUACAAUUGACAAUUUAGAGGCUAUUAUUGGUCUCAGAAGCGGUGGUCUUCCUGAAGCAAAUAGAAAAAAAUUUUUCGAAGACCACAUAGAUCUUGCUGUUGCAUUAAGGGAUGUGAUUUAUACAUUUUUUAAGUCAAACAAAAAUGCAUGUAAUCAAAAAUUGCACUCCGUCUAUGUUCUUGGAAUCCAAUCUUGGGGUUGGUCCUAUGAAGUCAUAGCAAUGGAUUGCAAAGCUUCUAAUAUUUGUCGGUUAGGAAGACUUAGCAAGAUAAAAUUGCCUAAUUCUAUCGAAACAAUUGCAUGUCUUGAAGAAAUAUAUUUAGUUCUUAUGAAUAUAAAUGAUACCCUCAAAUUAAUUGGUCUUCGUGCAAACGAUGCCGCUCUUUCCAAUGCAAGGUAUAACAGCAGAAAAAAUAUGACGCAUAAUAUAGGAAAUGGCGGUUAUUUUGAAAAGAUCACCUCAACACCUUUAAAAAGAGUUAAAACGGAUUAA
Messenger RNA from Funneliformis geosporum, 1788 nucleotides. NCBI's taxonomy places the organism in Eukaryota, Fungi, Glomeromycota, Glomeromycetes, Glomerales, Glomeraceae. The record is from the annotation of a GenBank genome assembly.